AUGUUACAAAAACCCUUAAAAUAUAGCAAACGAGUUGUGUUACAGACAGCGGCUAAAUGCUUUGAUCCUGCUGGAUUUAUUUCUCCUUUCCUAAUUCGAAUCAAGUGUAUUGUACAAGAACUGUGGGAAAUGGGACUUGAUUGGGACGAAACGUUCAAUUCAGAAAUUAGGAAGAAGUGGUCUGAAUGGUGUUCUGAGCUAAAUGUAUUAAGACAUUUUUCAAUUCCAAGAUAUUAUUUUACACAUUCUUCCGAAGUAGUGGAAGAAACACUACAGUUGCAUAUUUUUUCUGAUGCUACCCCAAAGGCGUACGGGGCAGUAGCCUAUUUUAGAUUUAUUUCUAAAAAUAAUGUAAUUGAAACAAGUUUUGUUAUGUCAAAAUCGAGAGUAGCACCUCUGAAAAAAAUAACUCUUCCAAGACUUGAAUUGAUGGGUGCUGUAAUUGCAGCACGCCUAGGAAAAUAUCUUGAGAAUUUAUUUAGUGUUCACACUAUUUUCCUUUGGACUGACAGUACUAUUACUUUUUGCUGGAUUAAAGGAUCUGCUUCAAAGUGGAAACCGUUUGUUUCCAAUAGAACUGUUGAAAUUCAAGAUUUAACAUGUCCCCAAACUUGGCGAUUUUGUGAUAUCAAGAGCAAUGCAGCAGAUUUUAUUUCCAGGGGCUGCAAAGCUGAAGAGUUAAUUAGUAACAGAAAAUGGUUACACGGUCCUGCUUGGUUAUCAGAAAACGAAGAAUUAUGGCCCAAACUUCAACUUAAAGAAAGUGAAAUUGAUCUAGAAGCUGAACGAAAGAAUGUCAGAAAUUGUACAGCAAUUAAUCUAGUUCAUUCUGGACAAGAAAAAUUUAACCUCUUGACCAAAUUUUCUUCAUGGUCGAAGCUUUUGCGAGUUACCGCAUGGUGCCUACGGUUUAUUACUAACUUGAAAUUGAAAUCAGUUUCUGUCACAAAACGUGAUUAUUUGACGUGCGAAGAAUUGAAAAAGGCAUCGGAAGUAAUUAUAAGAAUUAUUCAGGAAGAAGAAUUUUCGGAAGAAAUAAAAUGCUUGAAAGAAGGAAAACCGAUUACUUCUAAUAGUAAAAUUAGUUCACUAAAUCCAUUCAUAGAUAAAAGUGGAAUACUACGAGUCGGGGGAAGAUUAAAAAAUGCAGAAAUAGCUGAAUCACAAAAAUAUCCUAUUCUUCUACCGAAAGGAAAUUUUAUCACUAAUUUGAUAAUAAAGUCUUAUCACGAAAAACAUCUUCAUUGCGGAGUCCAACUGCUGUUAUUUUUACUAAGAGAAGAAUUUUGGAUCAUCAAUGCUAGAAUUGAAAUUAAAAAAUGA
This is a messenger RNA of Uloborus diversus, 1323 nucleotides long. RefSeq lists its product as uncharacterized. Bases 1 to 1323 code for a protein of 440 amino acids. The record is from RefSeq and is a predicted model, not a curated record. The transcript has a single exon. NCBI's taxonomy places the organism in Eukaryota, Metazoa, Arthropoda, Arachnida, Araneae, Uloboridae.